Ostrea edulis (European flat oyster) is the source of this 8336-nucleotide messenger RNA. Its product is annotated as serine/threonine-protein kinase MRCK alpha-like. The coding region runs from base 428 to 5893 and encodes 1821 amino acids. Gene Ontology annotation, cellular component: cytoplasm; cytoskeleton. The transcript is spliced from 43 exons. Gene Ontology annotation, biological process: peptidyl-threonine phosphorylation; actomyosin structure organization. Gene Ontology annotation, molecular function: protein serine/threonine kinase activity; protein binding; ATP binding. The record is from RefSeq and is a predicted model, not a curated record. Lineage: Eukaryota; Metazoa; Mollusca; Bivalvia; Ostreida; Ostreidae.
CGUCACACGCCUGCGUAUCAAUUCCCACAAUGCAAUUUCGUCGGCCAUGUUGACAUCCGAAAGAAUGAACGUCUCGAUAAAAGGAGGGUGUAUUUACUUUCAAAUCGAAGGGAUGCAAUCAUAAAAAGCUGCCAUAGAAUCGCAGUAAAACUCCGCGGAAUCAGUCUGUAAACUGGUGUUGGUGACAAAAUAUUCGAUUAAGGACUGUGUGUAUUUUGACGUUUUAGAAUCGGAAGUAUGAAGUACUGUUUUGACAGGAUCCCCAUAAAAAACAGAUUAAUAAUUAUAUAGUUUAGGAUAACAAAAUGUUUAAUUAUAGUAAUUGAAGUAAGAAAAGACCAUACCUUGUGUGUAGAAAACAAGGUAUGAGUGCAGUCUGCUCUCGAAAUUUUGAUUCAUUACGGUUUACAGAAGCUCUCUCGUCAUUAUGAUGUCUGCAGAGGAGAGAUUGAGAAAACUGAGUAACUUGUAUGUGGGAGGGAUUCAAAACAGCAAUGGCCAGGCACUAAGUGUGGAGACCCUCCUGGACGCCCUCGUUGUCCUCUAUGAUGAAUGCUGCAACUCUACACUGCGGAGAGAGAAAAACAUCUCCGAGUUUGUUGAUUUUGCCAGACAGGUCAUUACAAAGGUUAAGCAGUAUCGGCUACACCGGGAGGAUUUUGAGGUCAUUAGGAUCAUCGGGAAAGGGGCAUUUGGGGAGGUUGCAGUAGUGAAGUUAAAAUCCACUGAUAAGGUUUUUGCCAUGAAAAUUUUAAAUAAAUGGGAGAUGCUAAAAAGAGCUGAGACAGCCUGUUUUAAGGAGGAACGUGAUGUCCUGGUGUAUGGUGACAGAAGAUGGAUUACAAAUCUACACUAUGCCUUCCAAGAUGAUAACUAUUUGUACCUGGUGAUGGACUAUUACUGUGGAGGUGACCUUUUGACCCUGCUCAGUAAGUACGAGGACCGCUUACCGGAGGACAUGGCCCGGUUCUACAUUGCUGAAAUGGUGCUGGCAAUCCAUUCUCUCCACACGAUGAGCUACGUCCACCGUGACAUCAAACCAGAUAAUGUACUUCUGGAUCUAACAGGACAUAUUGUACUAGCAGAUUUUGGGUCCUGUCUACGGCUGUUAGAUGAUGGCACAGUUCAGUCCUCAGUGGCUGUUGGCACCCCCGACUACAUCUCUCCAGAAAUCCUCAGGGCUAUGGAGGACGGGCAUGGUCGUUACGGUCCGGAGUGUGACUGGUGGUCCCUGGGAGUGUGCAUGUACGAGAUGUUGUACGGAUUUACUCCUUUCUAUGCUGAGUCACUUGUAGAGACCUAUGGCAAAAUCAUGAACCAUCAGUCAAAGUUUGAGUUUCCAACAGACGAGGAUAUUGAGGACAUUUCUGAUGAAGCCAAAGACUUACUUCAGCGAUUGAUAUGCUCUGCAGAUCGGCGGUUUGGUAAAAAUGGUCUGGACGAUUUCAUCAAUCACCCAUGGUUUAAGGGCAUCAAAUGGGAGGAGAUCCGGGACAUGAAUGCUCCGUUUGUACCAGAAGUAAGCAGUCCAACAGACACCUCCAACUUUGAUGUAGAUGAAAGUGACUUUAGACACACAGAUACAGUUCCACCCACCUCUAAUGCAGCUUUUAAAGGCCAUCACCUGCCAUUUAUUGGCUUUACAUUUACCAAAGACAGUCAAAUUUCUGACACUGGGAAUCUCCAAGACACCUCAGGGCUUGCCACAGAAAACCUAGAAUCUCUGGCAGCAGCUGCUUUUGAGAGAAGGAUAGCUACUUUAGAGAGGGAAAACAAAGAGUUACAAAGGAAAGUAGCAGAGGCAAAUGCCACAAUUCAAAGAGCCAGUAGUUCAGGGGAGAUAAAUCCGGCGGCAGGGGCUUCAUCAGCAUCUUCUGAGUCGGAGAUUCGUCAACUGAAGGAGGAAAUAGCUGUGUUACACAGAGUUGUAGCAGAAUCUCAAACAGAAAUUAGUGAAGUUGAACAAGAUUUGAAAAGAGCUCAAGACCUCAAAAUUGAAUUGGAAAGGAAAAUGAGAAUUAUUGAGGAAGAGAAAAUGGCUCUUGAAAAGGACCUGCAGGAUUUCAGGGAUAAAUACAAAAUGCAAGCAAGGGAGCUGAAAGAUGCUGUCGCCAAACAAAAGAUUGCCAUUGAACAAUUUACUGACACAAACGAGUCAUUAUUAAAGUCACAAUCCAAAGUAAAAGAACUGACACGAGAAGCCAGGAAUAAAGAUGAGGAAAUCGAAGAAUAUAGACGCAAGUUAGACAGCGUGAAAAAUGAGAGGAGACGGGCAGAGAAAAAUGUCCAAGAGCUUCAUGGCCAGGUGGACGAAUAUCGAGCAGAUUCCAACAAGGAGAGGAAACUCCGAGAACGAGCUGAGCAGUACUCCAGGGAACUGGAGCAGGAAAUUGAGGCUGCCAAACGAAAGAAUCUCAACCGGGGUCCCACUGCCAGUCACUUAGAAAUGUCUCAGGAAAUCUCCAGGUUAAAAACAGAAUUAGAUAGAAAAAGUGUCGAAACAGAAGAAACUGUGGCCAGACUAUCUACCAAACACCAAACAGAAAUGAAAGACCUUCAAUUCCAUAUGUCAGAGAUAGAAAAUAGAAACAGGGACUUGAAGUAUGAAACUAGUGCAUUAAAGGAAAAACUGAACAACCAAGUGUCAAUAGAAGACUUAAGUAAUCAAAUACAGAGACUGAAGUUACAGUCUGAGCACUCAGAACGGGAAAGGUCACAGGUCAUUGAUGAGAACGAUCGGUUGAAAGAGGAGAUAACCUUCCAACAAUCUGCCAUGAAUGACCUUGUGAAGGAGAAGAACCAGCUGGAGCAGGAGAUGAGGGAGAUUUACGACAAGCGCGAGUCCGUAGCUCAAUGGGAGGCUCAGAUCUCCGAGAUCAUCAAAUGGGUGAGUGAUGAAAAAGAUGCACGCGGAUACCUCCAAGCUCUGGCCAGCAAGAUGACGGAGGAAUUAGAAAACCUUAAAGUGAUGGGCGUGUCUGAUGAUGGGCAGGGUCGGCAGAGAUGGAGAAACAGGCGGUCCCAGAGACUGGACAAGAUGGAACUGUUGACCCUCCAGUCCAAUCUGAACAGUGAAAUCCAAGCCAAGACGCAGAUCAGUGAGGAACUGACACGUGUCAAAUCGCAGAGUGUCAGUCAAGAGAAUAAAAUUGAAGAACAGAGCCAAAUGGUCAGCAAGCUAACAAAGGAACUGGAGGAACUUAGAGCAGAGAAUCAACAGUUACACAACCAGAAACUCAAUGACUGGGAGAAGUCCAACCAGGAUGCAAGUCUGAUGACGUUUUUCAAGGGCCAGUUCUCAAUACUUGAUUCUGAGAAUGAGAGUAUGAACGAUGAGGACAGUGUUAGUGAGGAUGCCCUGUCCCGUGGGGCGGACUCACGGAACAACUCCCGACAGGACCUGAGUCACGAUGAACCACACCACCCAUCCAGUACCUCUAGCCCUGCCAGCACUAUCCACACCAGUCACCCAGCGAGUACGACAGAGCAGGUGUAUGACCAGCCCUGGGGGGCUUCCAAGUUUGGCACAGUCCCAAUAAAUCCUUCACAGAGUCUACCUGCACACCCCAAAACUCAUCAGUUCGUCAUGAAGACUUUCUCAUUGCCAUAUAAAUGUAAUCAUUGUACAUCACUGAUGGUGGGCAUACAGCGACAAGGAGCCACAUGUAAUGAUUGUGGUUACUCAUGUCACAUUCACUGUAUGGAAAAGGCCCCCAUGGUUUGUCCAGUCCCUCCAGAUCAAACUAAGCGACCCAUGGGUAUAGAUGUGUAUAAAGGAAUAGGCACAGCUUAUGAAGGCUAUGUUAAGGUUCCUCGACUAGGAGGAAUAAAGAAGGGUUGGACGAGGCAGUUUGUUGUAGUCUGUGAUUUUAAAUUAUUUUUGUAUGAUAUUAAUCCUGAUCGUAACCAGCCCAGCCAUAUAGUCCAACAAGUACUAGAUAUGAGGGAUGAAGAAUUUACAGUUAGCCAAGUGCUGGCAGCAGAUGUCAUUCAUGCUAAUAAGAAGGAUAUUCCAUGUAUUUUUAGGGUGACGACCAGUGAGCUGAAUCCGCCUGGAUCCAAGCACCAGGUUCUGAUGUUAGCAGAGAGUGAGCAAGAGCGUCACCGCUGGGUGGGGGCCCUUAACGAGCUCCACAAACUCCUACGCAAAAACAAGCUUCCCAACAAAGCUGCUUAUCUUGCGCAAGAAGUUUAUGACAAUUCUUUAUCUCUAGUCAAAGGAACGCUCUCCGCUCAAGUGCUAGACUCAAGUCGUGUACUUCUGGGUACGGAGGAUGGUCUCUAUGUUGCUCAGUUAGCAAAAGAUGUGCUUUUGAGGGUUGGAGACAAGAGUGAAAAGAAACCUGUCUUUCAAGUAGAACUGGUUCCCAGUGAGCAGAUGGUGGUUUUCAUCAGUGGAAAACAGAAACACAUCAAGCUGCUUCAUCAGUCUGGGUUGGAUGGUCAUGAAACUGACCCUGUCAAAAUUCCCGAGACACGCGGUUGUCAAAUGUUCUGUGUCGGCACAGUCCCUCAUGGUAUGCAGGGCUCUAUUACAUGUCUGUGUGUGGCCGUUAAACGAACAAUACAGGUGUAUGAACUGAACAAAACUCGCCAAAAGUUCCGCAAGCUGAAGGAUAUUCAGGUCCCUGGGCAAGUGCAGUGUUUAGAGUUGAUGAGCCAAGGGCUGUGUGUGGGAUGUCCUUCCUACUUUGCUAUUUACAGUGUUCAAGGGGAAUCCCCACCAACAGCUCUACUGAAUGUGGAGGACAAUUCUCUUCGAUACCUGUGUCAAACACAGCUGGACUCACUGCUGGCAGUGGAGUUACCAAAGAAUGAAUUCUUAUUGAUCUUUAGUGUUUGUGGUGUGUAUGUAGAUUCUAAUGGAAGAAGGAGUCGUUCCAAUGAACUCAUGUGGCCAGCUCUUCCCCAUGCUGUGGCCUACAAGGAGCCCUACCUUUCCUGUUAUGCAGAGAACACAGUGUACAUGUUUGAUGUGAACCUUGCAGAAUGGGUCCAGACAUUGUGUCUAAAAAAGACAAAGCCCCUGUCUCGGGAUGGCUCUCUGAAUCUCUACAACAAUCUGGACAUGCAGUACAUUGUCUACUUCAAAGCAUUACAAGCAGAAGAAGACAUCCUGGCUAUAUCAGAAAUAUUCAAGGGAAAAAGUGUCAAUCGUAACAAGCGGAGGUUUUCCUUUAAAACGAGGGAUGACCAUGACCGCGGAUCGCGAGGCCCUGAACGGAGAUCUCGGGAAAUCUCAGCUCCGAUGUCGUUCAGCCAUGUGGCUCACAUGGGGCCAGAUCAGGUGUUUGCCAGCACCACUCACAGCGUCCCUGUCGCCACCCAGUCAGAGCGGUCAGACCGAAGGUCAAAGAUUAUAUCUGGUCCAAUCAACUUCAGCCACGUGGCACACAUGGGGCCUGAUCAGGGGAUGCAGGCUCUUAUUGACCUUCCCAGGGCCAGUCAGAGUGGAAAUGGUAUGCCCACCAGCCCAGGGGUAGAUCCCAGCCAGAAAAACAAGCUCUUUCCCAUGAAAACACUACAGGAAGUUCAGAUGAGGGGAGCUAGGACCUCCAUGGCACACCCUAAUGGGAGUGCACGCCGUGAGUCCAGUUCAAAGGUCGGUGCCAUGAACAACAGCUCUCGUCAGCCGUCGACUUCCUACCCUGAAAGUCCCGACACAUCUAAUGAUACCUCAUCACUCGGGGAUCUGUCCACUGCCAUAUUUGAGUACAUUGAUGAUAGAAGGGAUAUAUUUGAAGACAUCUCGUUUGACCGGCCAGGCACGCGCCUGUCCGUAGCGUCCACUACCAGUAGUACUUAUAGCAGUUCCCCCGCCUCCGCCCGAGAAAGUCUGUCUGAAGAUCAUCACCAGCAUGAGGACCCGGAGAUCGAGACAUCUCAUCUAUGAAACAUCUCUCAACAGAACUGGCCCUGAGAUAUCCAAUCAGAGGACAGGAGCUGCUGGAGAUGGUCACAUGACAGGAUGCAUCAAUUGAUGGAUGGCGCUGUCUCCCCAUUUUUGUUUUAGCCUCCUUUGUUUCUGAUGUACAUGGCUUUUGGUUCAGCUGACCAUCACGCUUCAGUGAUCACACAUAGGGACUUUGUUCAGUGUUCAGUCAUCAUGUGUGGUGUUGUAUUGAGGAUAAAGAUUGUGUGUGUUAAAAACAUGUGUGUUGUGCACAUAAUCAUGGUCAAAUGGAUCUGUUUUCUUGACUGAUCAAAGUCUGGUUCCUUAAGUGAGGAAUUUGUUUUUAUGAUUGUUUAUCCACAAUUGUUACUGGAGAUCUGAUAGUUUUUAUCAUAUUCUAGGUCCAUUAUUUGUAAAGUGUCACAAGAGAUUAUAAUAAUGUUUCCUCUGUAAUCCUGACUAAUUAUAUAUUGUUUAUCUUUUACACACAGUAUUUAUCAAGCCCUGGAAAUGUGAAUAUUACACAAGAGAUGUAUGUUGAGCCUACUUUUAAAACAGAGCACCUGGGGGGUUAUAUAUGGCCACUAGUUUUACUGAGGUUUUAUGGCCUGGUUGAUUUUAAUGAUUCCGAGUCCACUGCUGUGGCUCUGGUGUUUUGUGAACUUUUCUCUUCUAUGAUGGCAUGGAUAUCAAUAUGUUCGAGUCUUCCAUUUUUUUGUGGUCUGAUUUAUAGUGUGAUACAACUGCAGGUAGCGGAGAGCAGUGUGAGAUGGGUUAGUUCCCCUGACAUGGGUUAACUCCCCCUGUACUUGGUGCUCUAAUGAUUGUACUUAACAAACCAAAGCAAAUAUCAGCCUCUUAUUUUUAUUUGCCAUGUGUACAGAGUGGUUCUUGUUUUUUUGUGCCAAAAUACAUUUUAAUGAAGACAGACAAGACAUGUGACAUGAACCAGGUCUGUUUUCUCUGUGGUGGUUAUUCAUGUUGUGUGUCAGAUGUUACAUCUCUUUAAACUGGUAUUACAUUUAAUUUAAACAUUGCAUUGUUGUCACCUUUUGAUUAGCUUAAUGUAAUUUAUGAUAUCUCUUGAGUUUCUGUCAGUUUUUAAGCAUUCAUAUAAGAAAAAUGCAAAUCAGCAAUUUUCUUUUCAAAACUUGUAUUGAUCAAUUUUUUUUUAUUAUUAUUAUUUUUUUCUUCUCCAUUUUAUAAAAUGGUAAAGCCAGCUUCUGUAGAGCUUUUUGAAUAAAAAUUCUCAAGUAAAAAAUCAUUGAAAUUUGAAAUGUUUUAAGUCAGGAAAGAAAUGGCAAUAGCUUGUCUGAUGUGUCGCAUGUCCUUCACUUUAAUAGCAUACAUCGGAGAAUUCUAUUGAUAAUGAUAACUAAUGUUCACUGCAGUCAUUGUCCUGACCUGUUAGUUGUUGAGAGUUGUGUGUAGAUGGGUGUUUGGUGUAGAUACAUUGUGACAAGAACACCGAUUGGUGUAGAUACAAUUUGUAGAUGACGCUAUGGUACACAUAACAUUCCCGUGACUGGUCUGUUAACACUGGACCUUAGUGUCACAUUACACUCCUGUAGUUAUUGUACAGUUGCACUCAGUCAACAUGCCAUCUGUUCCUGUGAUGUCAUGGGAACCGUGCCGUAACUUUUCUUUGUAUUCUACCUCCGCUAGAACAAAUCAUUUCUCUUCUCUCUUUUUUUGUCGUCCGAUGAUGAAUUAUUUUCAGUAUGACAAGGGUAAUUAUAUGCUGCGAGCAGCAAAAUAAACUUGGCAUUGUCAUGAGUUGGGUACUGUGGCAUUUUGUGACAGUAGUCUUUCUUCGUCCCUAAUCCCCCUCCCAAUUAGUACAACAAAAUACCACAAUGCAGUCUUGUUGUGAUGAGUGAGGUACUUUAACAUUUUUUGACAGUACUUAGUCUUUCUGAUGCCCCCUCUCCCUAUUAGUACAAGUCUACCACAAUGCAAUGGCCCACCAAAAGAGCUGUAACGUCAUAUAAAAUAAAUCUAUGUUUACUGUGUGUUAAAUGAAAUGUAGAUCAUGACUCAUUCACGCUAGGAAGAUGUCUGAGUAUCUCUUCAUAUCUAAAUUACUUCCAUGCCAGUCAUUCAGUAGAACUCGCAGUGGUGUUAUUCUGUCAGUUCGAGUAUACUCGGCAGUCUGAGUACACUCAGGCAGUAGGUUUUUUUUUUUCUGUACAAGGAAUCAAAAUAAUGAAGUGCAAUUGAGGGUAUAUAUAGUGUGGAGCUGGGUGAUGUAUAUAUGUAAAUGUGCCGCUGUAUAAAAGUAAACUGCAUAUCAGUAUGGCUGAGUCUGUAGCCCUUAUGUAGGCUUCUGCUAAUUAUUGUAUAGAAUUUUUAUAACACAAUAAUUCAUAACUGUGUAUUAAAUGCAAAUUAUAAAAUGACAAUGAAACAGACAAUUAUUAAAAAAAACUGCUGGAAAUAUGAA